GUCUGAGUCCGUGGACAUACCAAAAAUUCCAAAGAAGAAGAAGUGGAUCGUGAUCGCACGUAAAUUGCGCAGGAGUUUGCGUAGAGCUGCGGCGCUGUGAACGGAGCAGCAUAAAAUGGCGGAUCGCGGUGAAGAUGUAGAUGCAGAGAGUGAAGAUGAGUUGUGUGAGGUGGUUAACAUCACAGAUUAUGCCAGGAGGCAUCAAUGGUGGAGUCGUGUUUUUGGGAACAGUACAGGACCCAUUGCAGAAAAGUACUCUGUGGCUUCACAAAUCAUGAUGGGUGGAGUGACAGGAUGGUGUGCUGGUUAUCUUUUUCAGAGAGUUGGAAAAAUUGUGGCUACUGCUGUUGGAGGGGGAUUUCUUUUGCUACAAAUUGCCAACCACAGUGGCUAUGUGCAGGUUGACUGGGGGAAAGUGGAAAAGGAUGUCAAUAAAGCUAAAAAGCAUUUGAAGAAAAAGGCAAACAAAGCAGCCCCUGAGCUCAAUUCCUUUAUAGAAGAAUCGACAGAAUUUGUGAAGAGGAAUAUUGUUAUCUCGGGUGGAUUUGUUGGAGGAUUUCUGCUGGGCCUGGCAUCCUAAAUGAAACCUGGAUCUACUUUAUUGCCACUGAUAUAAGUAGUUUGCACAUUAAUAUUCUCCCUUAUCUCUGUAUCGCAGCGAUACAAAACUGAAACUUGAUGUAUUGUCUGAAGCAGUCAGUGCAGUGGACGUUUGCUGAACUGUUGUUCUAAAUAUAUUCCUCUAAAAUGUUGUUUUUAACUGUACAUAGCUUAAUCAUUCCGAUGAAGAGAGAGAUAUUGUGCCAAUAACUUUAUUAAAAAAUUGGUGGUAGUUUUGUCAUUUUUUAUAUUAUUUUACCUACCCUUAAUCAUAAAGACAUCAACAUGAAGUCUGUUACAUAUGUACAACUAAAGUGUUUCUUAAUUGUAUUUUGUUUUUGACAAUACAUUAUUCGAGGUAGUUGUAAUAAUUUGCUUAAUAUUUACUUGUCCAGAGGCAUGUAUUGUUUUUUGAGUGCUUUACUUUGUGAUGGAUAUUUUUAAUAUACAGAAUAACCCACCAAUAACAUGUUUGUGGAAAUACUAAACAUUGUCUUUCUGGUUAUUUACGGUCUAUUCAUGUUGUUUUGUUUUUUACAAGGAAAAAAAAACUUACCGAAGGUUUAGAAACAUCUUGAUAUAUUUUAUUGCAGACAAAAGCAUGG
This is a messenger RNA of Sinocyclocheilus grahami, 1205 nucleotides long. RefSeq names its product FUN14 domain-containing protein 1-like. The record is from RefSeq and is a predicted model, not a curated record. The transcript is spliced from 5 exons. Gene Ontology annotation, cellular component: mitochondrial outer membrane. The coding region runs from base 116 to 580 and encodes 154 amino acids. NCBI's taxonomy places the organism in Eukaryota, Metazoa, Chordata, Actinopteri, Cypriniformes, Cyprinidae. Gene Ontology annotation, biological process: autophagy of mitochondrion.